This is a messenger RNA of Eurytemora carolleeae, 1587 nucleotides long. Its product is annotated as N-acetylgalactosamine kinase. Bases 32 to 1381 code for a protein of 449 amino acids. Gene Ontology annotation, cellular component: cytosol; cytoplasm. The record is from RefSeq and is a predicted model, not a curated record. Gene Ontology annotation, molecular function: galactokinase activity; ATP binding. Gene Ontology annotation, biological process: carbohydrate phosphorylation; galactose metabolic process. The transcript has 19 exons. Lineage: Eukaryota; Metazoa; Arthropoda; Copepoda; Calanoida; Temoridae.
GUCGAAAGACUAUAAAUUAACUUUCAGAUUUAUGAUGUUAGCAGCAGAGAGUUACGACGGCAAAGAUGAGAGAUUGGAAGAGUUCUUGACUGAGUUUAGAGAGGUCCAUGGAGCGCCAGAGUUUUUAAUAAGAGUUCCUGGCAGAGUCAAUCUAAUAGGUGAGCAUAUUGACUACUGUGGAUACGCUGUACACCCUAUGGCAAUUGAACAGGAUGUACUGGUUUGCUUGAAGAGAACCGAGAGUGGUCUAGAACUAUUCAACAAGAAUGAUUCUCUAUAUCCUAGCUUCAAGUUGGACAUUUUUGAGAAUCUUGAGAUAAGUACGGAUAAAAUCCAGUGGUGGUCUUAUUUUCUCUGUGGACUCAAGGGCGUUCUGGAGGAGAAAAAAAUAUCAAAGCCUGCUGGUUUAAAGGUUUAUAUAUCUGGGCGUAUACCGCCAUCAGCUGGUCUCUCUAGCUCCAGCGCGCUCGUGGUUAGCGCGGCUAUAACUGCGCUCAGUGGUAAUGGAAUAACAAUGAAUAAAACUGAGCUGGCUUCCCUCUGUGCACGGGCUGAGCGGUUUAUUGGAACCCAGGGCGGAGGAAUGGAUCAAGCUAUUGAAAUACUUGCAAAGGCCGGUCAAGCCAAGCUGAUUGAGUUCAACCCGUUACAGAGUUAUGAUGUACAGCUUCCUGUUGGAGCAGUUUUCGUAGUUGCUAACAGCUUACAGGAGAAGAAUAAAGCAGCUAGCAAUGAGUUCAACAGCCGAGUAGUUGAAUGUCGUCUUGCUGCUAAAAUUCUAGCUAAACGAUUGAUCCCGACAAAUGGAAAGUUUCGUGGAUUAAGAGAUGUUCAGACAGCUACCAAUCAAAGUCACGAACAGAUGCUGGAACACGUAGAAGCUAUUCUUGAUAAACAGGUGUUUACAAGAGCUGAUGUUUUGGAACAGCUUUCAAUCACAGAUCAGUUUCUCAGGGACGAGAUAUUAACCAACGAUACAGAGAACAUGGAAAAUUUUAAACUCAAGCAGAGAGCUAGACAUGUGUAUAGCGAGUCUGCUCGCGUCUACAAAUUUAGAGAUAUCUGUCACUCCGCAGGAGACGGAGCUUUGAGAAGUCUUGGUGAACUGAUGAACUUCAGCCAUUCUUCCUGCAGGGAUGAUUAUGAAUGUUCUGCCCCUAGUUUAGAUAAACUUGUUGAAGCUUCUCUAAGCCUAGGAGCUUAUGGUUCGAGACUAACUGGUGCAGGUUGGGGAGGAUGUACAGUUUCACUAGUCCCGAGUGAUUCUGUUUCUGACUUCAUGAGUGGACUGAAGACGACUUAUUACAAAGGACGAGAAGAUCUAGAAAAUGUCGUCUUCCAAACCAAACCUGGCGCUGGAGCCCAAUUAUGGAAACUAUAGGAGAUAAAGAAGAUAAAUAUCUGCUUGAAUAAAAAUGUCAAGAGUACAUUUGUUUGAAAAAUUGUUGUUAUUCAUAAGGCCUUAAAACUUGCAAUACUAAAUGUUUUAAAAAACUUUGCUAGACCAAAAGAAAAAAAGUUUUUGGAUACUACUGUAAACUAUACGUAUACAAGAUUAAAUGAUAAAAUUCCUGGAGGGGGGGGGGG